Messenger RNA from Onychostoma macrolepis, 3825 nucleotides. It is a transcript of the gene hcst, whose product is annotated as hematopoietic cell signal transducer. Gene Ontology annotation, molecular function: signaling receptor binding; phosphatidylinositol 3-kinase binding. Gene Ontology annotation, cellular component: membrane. Lineage: Eukaryota; Metazoa; Chordata; Actinopteri; Cypriniformes; Cyprinidae. Gene Ontology annotation, biological process: regulation of immune response; positive regulation of phosphatidylinositol 3-kinase/protein kinase B signal transduction. Bases 491 to 745 code for a protein of 84 amino acids. The transcript is spliced from 5 exons. The record is from RefSeq and is a predicted model, not a curated record.
UUUUUUUCAUUAUUAUGGAAAUGUGUUUCAGUACAUCUUUCAGUUCUGUCUUUAACUAUUGGGUGUAUGCAAAAUAAUUCAGCUUGGCUCGAGAUAUCAUAGAAUCAUGAUAUCAUUAUCAUUCUGUUUUGGUGAUUCUUUGGAAUUAAUCAUGUACUGGUAAAACAGAGCUUAAUGUGAAAUACAGUUUUUCAUUAAAAAAAGUAUUAAGGCCAUAUUUCUUAUUGAGAACACGGAUCGUUAUUACUCAAAAUAAAGUAAAAUUGUUGGAUAAUCGACAGUGCUUGUCAGACCUAUAAAGGUUUGACCUAUAAAGGUCUCAUAAAUAUUCAUUUGAGAGGCGCACAAACAGUCUACACCUACUUGCAUGACUCAUAAAGGAAAAACUUAAAAAUCAUGUGGGCGGAAGCAGGUUAACCGAUUAGGAGCAUCUUCAUCAAAUAUUGAAAUGAAUCGCUGCACAGCACUUCAUUGAUGAAAGAACACAACGAUGACACAGGAAAUGACAAAGAGAAGCUUUCUGAUAUUUUUUUCCAUCUAUCUGUUGGCUAUGGUCAGUGCUGUUGAAGACAAAGGCUCGUGUUAUGGAGUUGGUUCUGGCACUAUAGCAGGUAUUAUAUUUGCUGAUGUUGCAGUGACGGUCCUCAUUGUUACUACCACCUACUGGUAUGCCAGCAAGCGCAGACAAAAGAAAGAAAACGCUGACAAAGUCUACAUGAAUGUCAGAGCAAACUGCAAAACCUGAAGAUCCUUUGAAGACUGACAUGAACAAUGGAAGACUUACUGACAUUUAACAACAUAAGACAUGAUAUAAUCAUAGCUGAUGAUUUAUAUUUUACAUUUCUAGCUUAGCCUAUGGCUCUACACACUUAAAACCGUGUUCAUACCAUAGUUGCUUUCUAAAUAAGACAAAAUUACUAUAUUUAUGUCAUCACACUGAAAACUUUAAAAUAAUUAAAUUAUUGCUUAAAAUAUACAAAUAAUGGAACUCUGUUUAGCACGUUAUCAACAGUAAUAAAUGCUGUGAAAGAAAAACACUGACACCUAGUGGAUAAUUCCUGCUACUAUUUUCUUCAACAAGAACAGAGGUGCCCAAACCUUUCAAUGCCAGGGGUCAAAAAUCAAACUGGAACUGGAUCAUGGGCCAAACGUAAAUGUUGUAUUAUACCCAAUUAUACAAUAUAAAGUGUAUUCAAUUAAUUUUUUUUUUUAAAUAAGUACAUUAUUUUUUAAUCAAAUUCACUAAUUUUAUUUUUUUUACAUUUCAAUUUAAAAUAUAAAAAAAAUUAAAUAAAACAAAAUAAAUGUAUAAAUUAAGCUUCAGUGUCUUUUAUAUAUAUAUAUAUAUAUAUAUAUAUAUAUAUAUAUAUAUAUAAUGGCGGGCCAAACAAGAGAGAAAUCGCCUUGAUUUUCAGUUUUUACAUUCAGGGGUAGAAAAUGGAUAAACAGUUUGUUUGAAUGUUCGAUUUCCACGUGUGGGUGGAAAUGAAAAGCCCCUUUCCACUGAUUGUUCAAGGGUCAAUGUAUCUUUUGGUCAUUUGUUUUUUUUUUUUAUUAAAAGUAGAAAAAUGAGAAACGGCUGCUUUUUUGUUUUUUCAUUUUUUGCAAAAAAACAAAAAAAAACACGAAUUCGGCUUAAUUUUUUUUUUUUCGUUCAAAGGUAGAUAAACAGCUUGAAUAUUCGAUUUCUACACAUGGGUGGGAAUUAAACGUCCCUUUCUGCUGAUUGGUCAGUCAAAGAUCAAACCAUGCCGUCAUCAGUCCUUCUGCAGUUCCGCGUGGCAGAAUACUAGUCCUCUGCUGCAGUUGUACAGAUUUUUAAACAGUUUUAUUGCAACUACAUUUAAUCUUUUUUUCGUCAAACAACCAGACUAAUGAAUGGCUCAACACAACCUGUUCUGUGGCAGAGCCUUUCUUAUUGGAGGACUCUUAUUCUGUUGCACAGAACUGAAGACGGCACCAAAAAUCUAACAUUCAAGCUGUUUAUCCAUUUUCUACCCCUCAAUGUAAAAACGAAAAAUUAAGGCGAAUUGUCUUUUCAUGUUUUUGAAAAAAUGAAAAUGGUGCCGUUUUCUCAUGUUUCUGUUUUCAAUAUUAAAUAAAAAAAAAUUGAACGAACACGGACUGGGGUCAACUGUGCCCUAUAAAAUAAUUUUUGUAAGUUAUUUCAAAAAGUAAAACUUUCAUAUGUUCUAGAUUCAAUACAUGUAAAGCAAAAUAUUUCAAAAGUUUUUAUUUUUUUAUUUUGAUGAUUAGAGCUUACAGCUCAUGAAAGUAAAAAAUCCAGUAUCUCAAAAUAUUAGAAUAUUUAUAUUUGAGUUUCAAUAAAUGACCAUCCCUACAGUAUAAAUUCCGGGUAUCUCUUGUUCUUUGAAACCACAAUAAUGGGGAAGACUGCUGACUUGGCAAUGAUCCAGAAGACGAACAUUGAUGCCCUCCACAAAGAGUGUAAGUCACAGAGGGUCAUUACUGAAAGGUGUAGCUGUUCACAGAGUGCUGUAUCAAAGCAUAUUAAAUGCAAAGUUGACUGUAAGGAAGAAAUUGGGUAGGAAAGGGUGCACAAGCAACAGGGAUGACUGCAAGCUUGAGAAUACUGUCAAGCAAAGCCGAUUCAAACACUUGGGAGAACUUCACAAGAAGUGGACUGAAGCUGGAGUCAGCGCAUCAAGAGUCACCAUGCUCAGACACCUUCAGGAAAAGGGCUACCAAGCCACUUCUGAAACAGAAACAACGUCAGAAGCAGUCUGGAGGAAGACUGCAGAGGCAGAAUCGAAGCUGCUUGAAGUCCAGUGUGAAGUUUCCGAAGUCAGUAAUAAUUUGGGGUGUCAUUUAUCAAGUCCAAAGUCAAUGCAGCCAUCUACCAGGAGUUUUUGGAGCACUUUAUGCUUCCAUCUGCUGACAAGCUUUAUGGAGAUGCUGAUUUCCUUUUCCAGCAGGACUUUAGCACCUGCCCACAGUACAAAUCCACUUCCAAGUGGUUUGCUGACCACGAUAUUACUGUGCUUGAUUGGCCAGCCAACAUGCCUGACCUGAACCCCAUAUGGAAUCUAUGGGAUAUUUUCAAGAGAAAGAUGAAAAACAGUUGAUCCAACAACACAGACGAGCCGAAGGCUCAAUAGUGCCUCAGCAGUGCCACAGGCUGAUCGCUUCCAUGCCACACCUCACUGAUGCUGUCAUUUGUGCUGAAGGAGCCCCGACCAAGUAUUGAAUGCAUAAAUGAACAUACUUUAAAGAACUUGAACUUUUCUGUUUUGCAAAUCCUUUCUUUUUUUUUUUUUUUUUUUUUGAUUGAUCUAAGGACAUAUUCUAAUAUUUUGAGGUACUGGAUUUUUGACUUUCAUGAGCUCUAAGCUCUAAUCAUCAAAACUAAAAAAAAAUGUUUUACUUUAAAUGUAAUGAAUCUAGAAUGUAUGAACGUUUCACUUUUUGAAAUGUUACAACAACGAAAAAGAGCUUUUCUAGGAUAUUCUAUUUUUUUUAGAUGCACCUGUAUGUAUACUUUUACAUUAGCAUGUUAUUUUUUGUGUAUUGUUAUAAAUAUGAAAAAUGAAUACUCUGGAAUCUCCCAGAAAUUCCCGUGUCCAAAACAAGCACAAGACUGUGACUCUUCUGCUGAAAAAAAAAAAAAAAAGGAAGUAUAAAAUGUCUUUGCAAUUUUCAUCACAUACAUUUCUACAUUUAUUUGCACUUGGGCUAUUCAGUAAUGAUAGAUAUUAUUUUGGAGAACUAAACAGUUUAAAUGCUUUAACACAAUGAUACUGGUUUUCUUACAAAAAUGUGGAUUCAAUAUUUAUGCUGUAAACAAUAAAAAAAGUAUACCACCAA